Messenger RNA from Colletes gigas, 6866 nucleotides. RefSeq names its product protein scalloped (gene scalloped). The transcript has 10 exons. The coding region runs from base 1147 to 2529 and encodes 460 amino acids. The record is from RefSeq and is a predicted model, not a curated record. Gene Ontology annotation, molecular function: RNA polymerase II cis-regulatory region sequence-specific DNA binding; DNA-binding transcription factor activity, RNA polymerase II-specific. Gene Ontology annotation, biological process: hippo signaling; embryonic organ development; regulation of transcription by RNA polymerase II. Lineage: Eukaryota; Metazoa; Arthropoda; Insecta; Hymenoptera; Colletidae. Gene Ontology annotation, cellular component: transcription regulator complex.
GCAAGUUCUGUGUAUGUAGUAACGAAGCGUGUGCAGUCACUCUGGCAACGUGUACGACUCGGCGUACAGUACGGACUCGUCGAGGAGGUUAGGACGAAGCGUGAUCGUGUGCCGGUGGUGGUGGGCUGCGUGCGUUUCCCCGAGGAGAGCGCGCCACGACAGAAACGUGUGCCUCUGCCUAGUGCCUGCGUGCCAGACCGCUCGCUCACCCGCUUCUGGUGAAUUCGUAUGGUGAAUUAUUGAUCCGCGGCGGCGUGUGCGUGCGGAAAAACCGCGCGAGUAAAAGAGACGAAUUCGCAGAGGAUAGGAAAAGAGUCAGACGGACGGAGGAAACGUUUAAAGAUAUAAUACGCCGGUGUCGUUGUUUUGAAAACUGUGCGCGCGCGAACACGCACUCCGACGAUACAUAACACGACUUCUACGAGCUCUGGAGGUGGAGCAGCGGUAGCAGCGACGGAUUUUCUUUCCCCUAGGCGGGACCAAGCGAAGUGUUCGCACGUAUUCCAUUGCUCUCGACGACUACGUGUGUCUACAUACGUGUCUCUCUCCCCUUUCCUGUCAUUCUCGCGCGUUCUCGUUCUCUUUCUCUUUCUCUCGUUCUCGCUCUUGCACUCUCUCUUUCUCUCUCUCUCUCUCUCUCUUUCUCUUUCUCUAUUCCCCGCUCUUUCUCUGCUCUCGCGUGUUAUAUGUGUGUGUGCGUUUCUCUCCGUCUCACUCUGGCUGCGUUACCGUCGCCGCGUGUGCGUCAACAAAACUAAACGCGGGAAAAGCUCGGGCGCGAAAUAUAUUCGCGGGGAAUGUACAGGGUGUUUAUCGUGAUACGCGGUGCGUUUUCGAUGCUCGGCCAGUGAGUGCCCAGUGCAGAGAUACGGGAACGGAUAUUUAGACGACCGGGAGAAGUUCAAACGGGAAGUGUUGUCGUCGUCGUAAGACGACGGCGACGACGAUCGCGACAACGACAGCCACGACGAUAAACGUUCGAGGAACUUAAACGCGACGCUGUUGUCUUUGUCGCGCUCUUUCGCGUCUUGAUAAAUCCAGGACAAGCAAAACCCUUCCUUCGCCGCCGCGACUUGGAUGGAUACUGUGCAUUAUUUCUGGAGUGCACCCACGUCGCUGUCAUCCUGACCUGCCCGAGAAAUCCUCAUGAAAGACUGGGAACUCAGUACUCAGAAUAGCAUCGGCAGUGCGGUGGCUGCAGCCGACACCAUUUCCGCGCCGUGGACUCCAGCGAGUUCCGGGCCGCCGCCCGACGCGAACGGCUCCGGCUCGGAUACCAAGAACCUCGACGUUGGCGAAAUUAGCGAUGACGAGAAGGACUUAUCGGCGGCAGACGCGGAGGGUGUAUGGUCGCCGGAUAUCGAGCAGAGCUUCCAGGAAGCUCUCACUAUAUAUCCGCCAUGCGGCCGACGCAAAAUCAUCCUGUCCGACGAAGGGAAGAUGUACGGCCGCAACGAGCUGAUUGCCCGCUACAUCAAACUGAGAACAGGCAAGACGAGAACGCGAAAGCAGGUCUCUUCGCACAUACAAGUCCUUGCUAGGAGAAGACUACGUGAAGUCCAGGCGAAACUCAAAGUGGAUCAAGCCGCCAAGGAGAAGGCGCUCCAGACAAUGUCGAGCAUGUCAAGCGCCCAGAUAGUAUCAGCUGGGAGUGCGAUACACAACAAGAUGCCCCCCGCCCUCGUGGGACCCCUUGCCCUUCACGCUUCCACCCCUGUCUCCUAUCCCGGAGCGCAAUUUUGGCAGCCGGGUCUGCAGCCAGGAACGUCCCAGGAUGUCAAGCCGUUCUCGCAGCCGGCGUACACCGGGAAACCAGCGACGGCGGUCUCGAGCGGUGACAUGGUCCAGGCUCAACCACCCCCGCCCUGGGAAGGACGUGCCAUUGCAACCCACAAGCUCAGACUCGUCGAGUUUUCGGCUUACAUGGAUCAACAGAGAGAUCAGGAUAUUUACCACAAACACCUGUUCGUCCACAUAGGAGGAUCUGCGACUUACGCAGAUCCGUUACUGGAGGCUGUUGACGUUAGGCAGAUAUACGACAAAUUCCCAGAGAAAAAGGGUGGCUUGAAGGAACUGUACGAUAAAGGACCUCAGGCAGCCUUUUUUCUCGUUAAAUUCUGGGCUGAUCUCAAUACGAACAUCCAGGAUGAAGCUGGAGCCUUCUACGGUGUGACUAGCCAGUACGAGAGCAACGAAAACAUGACGAUAACGUGUUCGACCAAAGUUUGCUCUUUCGGAAAACAGGUGGUGGAGAAAGUGGAGACGGAAUACGCUAGGUUCGAAAAUGGCAGGUUCGUCUAUCGUAUUAGCCGUUCACCAAUGUGCGAGUACAUGAUCAAUUUCAUACACAAAUUGAAGCACCUGCCGGAGAAGUACAUGAUGAACAGCGUACUCGAGAAUUUCACCAUUCUCCAGGUUGUUACGAACAGGGAUACGCAGGAAACGUUAUUAUGCACGGCAUACGUGUUCGAAGUGUCGACAUCCGAGCACGGUGCGCAACAUCACAUAUACAGAUUGAUCAAGGACUAGCCUGCUUGAACCUGCUCGCCAUGCAGCCAUCCACCCCCAUCAGUGCCUACCAUCACAUAAAAAAAUCAUCCAUACGCGCAUACAUACAAUUACACACCAGGUAUAUUAACCCUUUGAAGUACGGUGGUCAAUUGCGUACGACCACGAGUUUAACGUAAGUUACUAUCAUUUCUUUACUUCGCUCAAUGCUAGUUUCGCCCGUGACACGAUUAACGGGGGCAACGUAUACUUUUUUACGGUAUAAAUAGAAUAUUUACGAACGUUAAAUAUAAUAUUUAUAUUAUAUAUUGUAAUUUACAGAAUUUGUAGUUUUAGUCGACCUGUACGUUACAGAAGUGUAUUUUUUACAAUCUGAAUUUUUUAUCAGUUACUUAUCACGCGGAUUGCUCUUAAAUGUACGCUUCAAAGGGUUAAGCGUGAAUACAUGAUUGUAAACACGCUCGAACUAUAUAUAUACAUAUGUUUAUAUGUAUACACAUCUCACAUAUUCGUUUAACCGAGUUUCCAUCGAAAAUGUUCCGUUGUUUAAAUAAAAAAAAAAGAAGUGACAGCGUUAACAGAUCGUGUGUCGGAUAAAAUUUAUGUCAAACGUAGAUUUUUAAACACACGCUUAAGAAUUGCUGUUUAAAUCCAAGAUGCGUUUAAUUAUUUUAAUCGAUCCGCAUUAUGACUAGAUUGUAUAUUUAAUAUGAUAUUCGGAAACAUUUUCUGCGAAACUCGUUAAAGAGAACUUGAAAUUGACACACACACACACACACACACAUACACACAGAGACACGCGCACGUACACACAUUUCACAUACACGUUAGGAGUACUGCCCAGCCCGAGCUUGAGUUUGAUUCAAAACUGAUAAAAAUUGUAUUAAAUAAUUGGCACGCGUGUUUUAGUAUAUUACGGAAAGAGUUUCUCGCGUGUAUUGCCAGAAAGCACGUUCCAAAUUUCGGAAUUGUAAAUUUUAUAUUAAAACAGAUAUAAUCGUAUAUAUUUUAUGAAUAUUUCCGUCAUUCGCAAACAGACGAACCGAAAAUCGUCGUGGUUUUAAUAAAGAGAUAUAAUAAAAGUUAAGUUAAAAAAUUGACAAUAAAUUUGGUAUGAGAAUGCGUCGAUAAUAGUGUAUGUACCAAGAUAGAAAAAAAAGUACCGUAAAAAAAAAAAAAAAGGAAACAGACUCUGAUCUCGGAAAGGCGUGGUACCAACAUAAUUUAGUAUUAUAGUUUUAUUAUUAAACUAGGGAAUAGAUCAGACAAGACAUCCACACGCAGAUAUACAUAUAUUACAUAUAAGAAUAUAUAUGUUAAAUAUUAAUGCAAUGAUUACAAUUUACAUUGUUAUAAAUGAUCAUGUAUAAAGUUAUCUAAGUGAUUUCUAAGUUUUAAACGAAAAGGAAGUUUAAUAGAGAUGUAUGCCAUUAUGAUUUCUUAAGUCUCCUUGGUUACAUUAUCAUUAUUAUAAUUUUUUUUUUUUUAUUAUCAAAAGCGAGCACAGUCAAGAAUAAUAUGGUGAAACGUUACACACCUUUCCUUAAGCUUUUUGUUGUAGAACUGUUUUCUCUUUCUUAGCUAUUAUUACAACUAACGUAAGAGUUUUCGCUGCAGAGCUUUUUAAUUCUCAAUGAUCAGAUAAAAGAAAGGAAGAUGAGACAUUUUGGUCGUCGUUUUUUUUACGUAUUUGUAAAAGUUAAUCUUUUAAACGCACUUACAGUUGUGCAAACCCACCCACUCUUAGGCAGCGACACUUAGAUUAGAGGGAUGUGUUUGUAUUUAUUGUAAUCACUUUCUUUCUCGUACUUCUAAGAUCUUUUCUUUUUUUUUCUUUUUUUUUCUAUAGUUCUUACGUGAAUGACUUUCUUACUAAGCAUAUUUCGUUUGUUUUUAUCUUUCUACUACAGUUGUAAAGCAAUGCGUUUGAUUACAUCGAUUGCACACGUUAGAUACGGACAGUGUCCAUCAGAAAGUCGAAACAGGUGACAGAGAUGUUUCCUCUUUAACUUGACGAUCCGAUACCACGACUUUCCGUCUGAAGGAUACCGAAGUUCAAGCAUAUGUAGUACAUCUGUUACUUGAACUUGGUUCUCCAUUGUUACGAAAACCAACAACGGUAUAGCGUGAUUUCAUUGCAGCUCUCUAAAUUUGAGCAUACUAUCACGGAAAUCUUGCUUGAUAAUUUGUUUCGUACUUAAAUAUCAUUUUGACAUUCAACACAUGGACCACAAAAGUUCAAUGCAGAGAUUCUGUUUCAUGAUCAUAGUAACAAUUAUUUAAGGAGUAGAGGAUCAUUAUUUUACGAUCAGUUUUAUUUAGUCGCAUCUCUCGCAGAAACUAUGCGUGUAAAUUUGCAGAAAACAUUUUACGUAUUCUUUAAUCUGAUCAAUUGUAUGUUCCAAAACAGAACUCGCCUGUAAGGCAGUGAAUAUUAAGAUAUACAGGAAAGAAUCAUCUAUGCUUUAAGAAAAUAUUAAUAAUACUUAUUGUAUUUUUACUUUAAUUAACUUUUAUGCAACAAGUGGCAAUGUAUUUUGAUCUCUCUUUUAGUCAGAAAUAAUGUCGCUUUUUAUUUGGGGUGAGAAUUGAAUUUGCUAAGUGAUUGACUGAAUAACGAAGGAACUUAUAUUUAAAUAAUAACGUAUGUGGCUUUCGUUCGAUAAGUGGCAGCUUUCACAAUUUUUACUUAUUGUUACAUUUCUUUUUUUUUUUGUAAUAAUUGAUCAUAAGCGUUGUUUUUACAUAUUAUUAUCUAUACAUUGUAAUUUUGAAAAAUUCUGUGUACAUUAAAGUGGAAUUGGAACCGUCGAGAUGUUCUUACGUGACGUUGUUUUUAAAUUAAUUUAUUGUACUUUUUGUUUAAUAAUUUUGUUCUUGUAUCAUUUGGAAGAAAGAGUAAAAUUGAUCGACUUGGAAUUUAGAGGGUGAAUGGAUGUUAAAUAUAAAGGUCUCGGGAAUUUAAUAGUUUUCGAGAUACUAAGUUAGCUUUGGCUAUCUUUUGUUCCGUACUAUAAAUGUUUAGGUUCGAUUAGAAUGGUAUAUUGCAAUGUAACUUUUUCCAGGCGACAAAGUUAAAAUUUGACAUAAAGCCCAUUUUCUGUGGGACAAAUACGUAUAUUUAAGCGGCGAUAUACAUAUAUAAUUUUCAAUAUUUCUUUAUUAAUAUCUUGAAAACUGUUUAAUUUCUGAAGUUAAAAUUUUAUAUUUGGCAUCCAUUUCCCCCUAAAAUUUCAUGUUGAUUCGAAAGAAUGUCCAAAAAAUUGUUUAAUAAUGCAGACAGAGAUUGUCUCAAUACAGGUCGUUUUGUUUAAUCGUUCAGUAGACGAACAUGCAUCUCGAGGUUUUAAAUCGACUUAUAAUGAGGCGUUAUUAUUGAGGAAAAAAAAACAUAUUUCGCAAUGUCUUUGAAACAUACUCAAAUCUCAUUUCGGUUAUGCGAAUUUUUAUUUCGAGGAAAAAGAAAAAAAUAACGGGAGGAGUAUGAAAUCGAAAAAAGGAGCACCGACACUAAUAUUAUUAACAUUAACGAAUAAUGAUUUUAAAGUAAGCGAAUUACAUUUAUAAGAAAAGAUUAUGAAAAUAUAUAUUUAUCUAUGUCUUCUGUGAAGAUAGAAAAUAGCACUCUCUCACUCUAUAUUGAUGAUAUCAGAAAAAAUCGAAAUCCAAUAAAGAUACAAAACGCAGAAGUAGAUUAGGAGGAUAAAAAAAGAAUUCCCACUGUACACAAUACAUAAUACGAUCAAUGACAAACCGAAAUUUGUUAAAUAUCUUUGUACAUAUUUACAUAAAGAUCAUCAAAAGAAAAGUUCCAGUGGCUACGUUUAUGUACUGUUAGAAGUACGGCGAGAACAAAAAUCGUUUUAUUUGUAUAUCGUGAAAUCGGUUCAACACUAUGAAAAUGAAACAUUAAAAUAUUUUGUCCGUAUUUUCAUAGAGACUCAUCCGUCAGGCAAAUAAUUAUAAAAUGUAAAAAAAAUUUGAUUUGUUUCAAUGUUACGAUACAUCUGCAAUCUAGUUUUAUAACGACAAUUGGAAAUUCUAAAAUUUUUUGGCGAAUAUGUUUGAACUACCACAAAUCGUUAUCUCUAUGAAAACAUCGACUGCAAUCCUAAUAGCGUAUUAUGUGCAGAAAUCGUUGAAUUAUGUGCAAAAAUUAAAAACUCACACAGAUUUGAAAUUUAUAUUUCUUCAUAUACUGCCAUAUCAAAGAAUUGAGCUUGAUUAUAAAAAUGAUUAAAUGAAAUAUUGAUCAGAAAGAAUGGGAUCUACCUGUAUAUUAUCAUAAAUAAAAUGAAACGAGGAUCAAAGUAGUUGAUUUAACAAGUAAAUAAAGAACGAAAUGAUAUAUCAUUAAA